CAGUCUCAAAUUAUUUCACACACAAAUUGAUGACGUAAACACAUGUGCAAACAUUUCCCCAGAAUAUCUAAGCUUGGAUAAACGAAAUGCCGCCUAAAUAUAAGUUCCAAGAAGGAGAAAAAGUUCUUUGCUUCCAUGGACCUUUAUUAUAUGAAGCAAAGUGUGUUAAAGCAGAAGUAAAAGACAAAAUAGUGAGAUACUUCAUACACUACAAUGGUUGGAAUAAAAAUUGGGACGAAUGGGUACCAGAAACAAGAGUAUUGAAGUGCAAUGAAGCUGGACAUCAAAAACAGAAGGAACUACAAAAAGCACACCAAAGUCAGAAAAAAGCAAAAGCGGCUGCUAGAAAAGCUGAACGAGAAAAGGAAAAAGCUGAUAAACAAGAUAAAGACAAGAAAGAUAAGGACAAAGAUAAAGACAAAGAUAAGGACAAGGAAAAAGAUAAAGAAAAGGAAAAAGACAAACCAAAAGAGAAAGAAAAACCAAAAGAAAAAGAAAAAGUUGAGAAAGAAAAGGGAGAUAAGGAGAGACCAGCUACACCUACUGUAGAGAAGCUGAAGAAGGAGAAAGUCAAAGAGACACCUAAAGACCAAACACCAGACAAAACAAAGAAAGAUAAAGAAGAAAAAGGGAAGGAAAGUACUGCUUCAACACCAGUUUCUUCACAAGAUUCUACUGCAGAAACCAAACGUAAACGAGGGCGGGUAGAUACACCAGUAGAUACAUUAUCAGUCUCAUCAGUGGCAUCAUCACAAGACAGUAUAACAAGUCAUACUAGUAUCACAUCAACUCCAACAACUGUAGAUCAGAAGAGGAAGAGAGCUAGGGCGGAACCUACUAUAGAAACAGAGGAAUCUUAUAUGACAAAAAUUGAAGUCAAGAUAAAAAUGCCCGAUGAAAUGAAGCCUUUACUUGUGGAUGAUUGGGAUUUAAUAACUAGACAGAAACAGCUUGUCUCCCUACCAUGCAAAACAACAGUUGAUGAUAUCCUUGAUGAGUAUGUCAAGACAAAGACAAAGGGAAAUAAUCCAAACAAAGAUGCCAUAAUAGAGAUUACACAAGGUAUCAGAGAAUAUUUCAAUAUAAUGUUGGGAACACAAUUAUUGUACAAAUUUGAAAGACCACAGUAUGGAGAGAUACUUAAAGAUCAUGUAGACACACCCAUGUCAAGUAUAUAUGGGUCCAUACACUUGUUACGACUUUUUGUAAAUCUGGGUGGAUCAUUAGCAUAUACAGCAUUAGAUGAAAAAAGUAUCCAACUUUUACUGACUCACAUACAGGACUUUCUCAAAUAUAUGCAUAGAAAUACAUCAUCCUUAUUCAAUCAUGUAGACUAUUACACUGUGGCACCACCAGAUUAUCAUCGGAAAGCUCUAAUAUGAGAACAAUUAUCGUUCUUAUUUUAUCAGAUAUUCUGCAGGCUAAAAUGAGGACACAAUAUAUUGUUGAAGUUCGUUUUAUGGAACAUGUACUGCCUGUAAACAAAGUUGCUAUUCAUGCAAGAAGGAUACCUACAUGUACUUGAACAGAGCUUAAUAUUCAGUUGUAUGAAAGCUAGAAAAUCUUUUAUUGUAUACAUAUCUUCUUGUAGGUAUAUCUUCCUUAUUGGCAAAUGUCAGAUAUCUUUGACAUCAUUUUAAUGGUUCCUUUACUUUAUUAAAAAAAAUCAGCAUUCCUGUUUUUUCUGACCUCCUUGUCACAAUGUCUAUCAACAGCUUUAUAUUCUCUGCCACUUCCUCGCCUUGGGAAGCCAUUUUUGAUGAGAUUUUCAGGUAGAAUAAAUAACUAGUUGAUUUUAAAAUAAUCAUGUACUUGUCUGUCCGACCUUGGGAAGCCCAUUUUGGAUGAUAAUUGUUAGGUAGCAUGAAUAAUUGGCAGACUUUAAAAUAAUCAUGUUCUUAUCUGCCUGACAAUGAUUUACAUGUAUGUCUGAAUUUUAAUGAUUUAUUGAUGCUAAGUUUUUUUAAAAGGUUUAUCAGUUUAAGUUAAUAGGUAAGCUAUCGUUGAUCUUAUCACCUACUGUGGCGUCUAACUUGAAUCAUGUGACCUUUAACUCAAUUUCAGUGUACUGCUGAAAUAUUUGUUAACUACACUUAGGUCUGUGAAAUCCAUAAAGUGUGACCUGACUUUGACCUAAUUUUUUCAUGGUUCAUUUAAUAAAGUUUGAAUAAGCUUUUCAGCUGUUGCCAGUAAAUGAAAAACAGAUCUUGUGUGUAGAAUAGAGGGUUCAAUUGGUUUUAACUAUUUUAGUUGUUAUUCAUGUGUAACACAAAGUGUUGAUGACCAUAUUUGCUAGUUUUUGGUGACAAUGUCAGCUUUUCCAUUACUUUUAAUAGUAAUUUUCCUGUACAGAUUUUUGUUAAGGUGUACAUGACUGUCAUAAUGUUUUUAUUAGGUUAUAAUUAGAUUUUCGGCUUCUUUAAGAUGUAAGUUUUUUAUGUAUGUAACUUUAUUUAAACUGUUUAUGUUUAAUGAACCACAUUAAGUUCUUUUGAAUUUACAAUAAGCCAGUUGAUUAUCAUGCUAGAUCUGAUAUUAUUAGCUCACCUGGCCCGAAGGGCCAAGUGAGCUUUUCUCAUCACUUGGCGUCCGUCGUCGUUAACUUUUACAAAAAUCUUCUCCUCUGAAACUACUGGGCCAAAUCAAACCAAACUUGGCCACAAUCAUCAUUGGGGUAUCUAGUUUUAAAAAUGUGUGGCGUGACCCGGUCAACCAACCAAGAUGGCCGCCACGGCUAAAAAUAGAACAUAGGGGGUAAAAUGCAGUUUUUGGCUUAUAACUCAAAAACCAAAGCAUUUAGAGCAAAUCUGACUUGGGGGAAAAAAUGUUUAUCAGGUCAAGAUCUAUCUGCCCUGAAAUUUUCAGAUGAAUCGGUCAAUCGGUUGUUGGGUUGCUGCCCCUGAAUUGGUAAUUUUGAAGAAAUUUUGCUGUUUUUGGUUAUUAUCUUGAAUAUUAUUAUAGUUAGAGAUAAACUGUAAACAGCAAUAAUGUUCAGCAAAGUAAGAUCUACAAAUAAGUCAACAUGACCAAAAUGGUCAGUUGACCCGUUUAGGAGUUAUUGCCCUUAAUAGUCAAUUUUUAACCAUUUUUCGUUAAUUAAAGUAAUCUUUUACAAAAAUCUUCUCCUCUGAAACUACUUGGCCAAAUUAAUCAAAACUUGGCCACAAUCAUCUUUGGGGUAUCUAGUUUAAAAAAUGUGUGGCGUGACCUGGUCAACCAACCAAGAUGGCCGCCACCGCUAAAAAUAGAACAUAGGGGUAAAAUGCAGUUUUUGGCUUAUAACUCAAAAACCAAAGCAUUUUGAGGAAAUCUGACAUGGGAUAAAAAUGUUUAUCAGGUCAAGAACUAUCUGCCCUGAAAUUUUCAGAUGAAUCGGUCAAUCAGUUGUUGGGUUGCUGCCCCUGAAUUGGUAAUUUUGAGGAAAUUUUGCUGUUUUUGGUUAUUAUCUUGAAUAUUAUUAUAGAUAGAGAUAAAUUGUAAACAGCAAUAAUGUUCAGCAAAGUAAGAUCUACAAAUAAGUCAACAUGACCAAAAUGGUCAGUUGACCCCUUUAGGAGUUAUUGCCCUUUAUAGUCAAUCUUUAACCAUUUUUCAUAAAUCUUAAGUAAUCUUUUACAAAAUCUCCACUGAAACUACUAGGCCACAAUCAUCUUUGGGGUAUCUAGUUUGAAAAAUGUGUCCGAUGACCUGGCCAUUCAACCAAGAUGGCCGCCACGGCUAAAAAUAGAACAUAGGGGUAAAAUGCAGUUUUUUGCUUAUAACUAUGAAACCAAAGCAUCUAGAGCAAAUCUGACAAGAAGUUAAAUUGUUAAUCAAGUCAAUAUCUAUCUGCCCUGAAUUUUUCAGAUGAAUUGGACAACUGGUUGUUGGGUUGCUGCCCUCCAAUUGGUAAUUUUUAAAGAAAUUUUGCCGUUUUUGGUUAUCUUGAAUACUAUUAUAGAUAGCGAUAAACUGUAAACAGCAAUAAUGUUCAGCAAAGUAAGAUCUACAAAUAAGUCAACAUGACCUAAAUGGUCAAUUGACCCCUUAAGGAGUUAUUGCCCUUUAUAGUCAAUUUUUAACAAUUUUCAUUAAUUUGGUAAAUUUAUGUAAAUUUUUACCAAAUAUAGUUCUCUGUUACGGUACUAAUGGGCAAAGUUCAUGAUAGAUAUAAUUGUAAGAAGCAAAAUCAUUCAGUAAAGUAAGAACUUCAAACACAUCACCAUCACCAAAAUACAAUUUUGUCAUGAAUCCAUUUGUGUCCUUUGUUUAAUAUGCACAUAGACCAAGGUGAGCGACACAGGCUCUUUAGAGCCUCUAGUAUGUCUAUUCUGUGAGUCCCAUUGCACUAGAAGCUCAGUUUGCAAUCAGCAAAGAAGGCAAUACCUUUCAGCAUUUUGAUUACUCUAAAUAUUAGUUUAGUAGGGAAGACCAAUCGUGUUCAUGAUCUAUUUUUUACAUAGUGAUGAAAGAUCAUCUGUCUUAUCUUCAGUAUGAUAAAACAUUAAAAUAUGAGGGACUAGUUGAUGUAAAUGUUUAUUAGAGAGUGAUAUUUUUUAUACAAGAGAUUUUAUAUGGACAAUGUAUGAGUGAAAACACAAAAUGUGUUGAUUGAUUUGAAUAAAUGACAUAAUAUAUAAA
Messenger RNA from Mytilus trossulus (common blue mussel), 4620 nucleotides. RefSeq names its product mortality factor 4-like protein 1. Gene Ontology annotation, cellular component: NuA4 histone acetyltransferase complex; nucleus. The record is from RefSeq and is a predicted model, not a curated record. The transcript has 13 exons. Gene Ontology annotation, biological process: chromatin organization; regulation of DNA-templated transcription. NCBI's taxonomy places the organism in Eukaryota, Metazoa, Mollusca, Bivalvia, Mytilida, Mytilidae. The coding region runs from base 87 to 1382 and encodes 431 amino acids.